AUGCUUUCCAUAUAUGUCACUCUUUUUUUCAUCGCAUUUUUAUUUAAAACGGUGGCGGUGGUUGAAUCCAUACCCAUUCAUCAAUCGGGCGAGAAACAACGUUAUAUCGUGGUUCUUAAAAAUGCACCAAUCACAGACUCGCCCACACUAUCUGCUGAAUCUUUGCAGCCGCCGUCGAUGGAUUCCGUAUAUAAAACCCAUAUAUCUUGGAUCUCCGAAGUACACAGUUCGUCGAGUGUAUCAUCCGCAGCCGACCCUAAUGUUACGCUCGAUGUAAUAGAACGAGAAUAUGCAAUUGGAGAUAAUUUCAGGGCUUACGCCGGAUUGUUCGAUCCAAAAUUUGCUGAGCUCGAGCUACCAAAACGUUCUGAAGUCGAUCAUGUAUCCCUAGAUUCCGAGGUUUCGGUUAAGAAUGUUGCUUAUGAAAAUUUUGAUAUUGAAAAGUAUUUGGAAAAAGAUAAUAAAGAGGAUGAGGAAGUUAAUGCUUUGAAAUUUGGAAAGAGAACCCAACACAAUCCGACGUGGGCAAGUCAUUAUCAAAGGAAAUUACCUUUAGACGGGAAAUAUGCUUCGCCCGUAUCUGGAGGUCGUAGAGUGAACAUUUUUGUUGUAGACACUGGAAUAAAUAUAAACCACACAGACUUUCAAGGGCGAGCGUCGUGGGGCACAACGACCAUCAAGGGUUCAUCAAAUAUUGAUGAAUAUGGACAUGGCACUCAUGUGGCGGGGAUUAUUGCAGGGAGGAAAUAUGGGGUUGCCAAGGCGUCAAGAGUUAUUGCGGUCAAAGCUUUGGGAAAGACUGGAUCGGGCUCUUGGAGCGACGUCAUUGCUGGCUUAAGUUGGGUUGGUGAGCAACAUAAAAUUGGCACAAGAAAGAGCUCUAUCGUCAACCUCUCGUUAACCGGCAAAUAUUUUCCGCCGGCAAAUGCAGCUGUAAAGGCAUUAACGGAGAUUGGUGUUCAUGUUAUAGUAGCUGCAGGGAAUUAUUUUGGUGCCAAUUCGUGUUUUUUCUCUCCGGCAUCUGCACCCGAAGCUAUCACCGUUGGAGCGACCAACAUUAACGAUACGAUUGCUAAGUUUUCCAAUGUAGGUCCAUGUGUUGAUUUAUUCGCCCCAGGACAGAACGUAACAUCAACGUGGUUAGAUAACAAUGUCAAAAUGAUGUCAGGCACAAGUAUGGCGUCACCACACGUAGCUGGGGUGAUAGCUUUGAUGAUAAGCUCACGGGAAAACAAGUCACCCGCACAAAUGAAGACGACGAUUAGGGACAUGUCCACCCUGGGUAUGUUGAAAUUUGAUGAAAAUCCAAGUUUGAAAGCUCACAAUUCCUUACUGUACUUGGGUAGUCCAUCAUAUUUAUAA
This is a messenger RNA of Acaulospora morrowiae, 1362 nucleotides long. NCBI's taxonomy places the organism in Eukaryota, Fungi, Glomeromycota, Glomeromycetes, Diversisporales, Acaulosporaceae. The record is from the annotation of a GenBank genome assembly.